Messenger RNA from Rhipicephalus sanguineus (brown dog tick), 1089 nucleotides. RefSeq lists its product as uncharacterized. Bases 1 to 1089 code for a protein of 362 amino acids. Lineage: Eukaryota; Metazoa; Arthropoda; Arachnida; Ixodida; Ixodidae. The transcript has a single exon. Gene Ontology annotation, biological process: carbohydrate metabolic process. The record is from RefSeq and is a predicted model, not a curated record.
AUGACACCCAUGGACAUGCCCCUCGACUACUGCUCCUCCAUUGUGUACUGGUCGCUCGGAGUCGUCGCCUCAGGUGCCGUGGAGAGCCGCGUCGAUAAAUUCGACAACACGGAUGUCGGUCUAUACAAGUGGAGGGACAUGCUAGACCUUCUUGGUUUUCACGACACCAAGAUCAUGUUGGCCGUCGGCGGAUACCCUCAGGAGAGCGUGUUCUUCUCAAGGCUGGGUCGAGACUCUGGUGCUAUGGCGCGCUUCGUCGCGAGCCUCAUGAAGAUGGUCUUGAAGAGCUCCGCGAACGGCAUUCUCAUCGACUGGGUCGAGCCAGAGCCCGGAUGUGGACGGCCCGAGGACUGGACCACACUGCUUCGGUUGAUUGACACCAUUCGGCGCGCGUAUCGCCUCUCCGGUGCUGUCGUGGGCUCCGGUGACAUCGCGGUUGCGAUUCCGCAAAACGACUCUGUGGCAAAACAAGUGUUGGGUAUGGUGGCCCACAGCGUAGAAUGGGUUUUCCUUCAGACGCACCUUCGGGGGCCUAACCAAAUGUAUCAUAACGACAGCUGCCGCAGCUUGGCCCAUUCGCGCAACAUUAUGGUCAAGCUGUCACUCGACAGCGGCAUCCAUGCCGACAAGAUCUGCGCCGGCUUUAGCAUGGCCCCGUUUCUGGCGCUUGGGUGGACCGUCCAACGACAUUUCUACCUCAGAUGGUUUUCCGGCUUCAUCUCACCAAUUACGGGCCGACCAUCGACGACGUCAAUAGUGAACGUUUGCGCAAGCGUCACGGAUCCACCUUGCCAGGCAAGACGCGACAGCAGCUGUCUCACUUUCCGCAAGCGUGACCAGCCAGGCAACGCCUCCUCUCUUGCGCCAUUUUACAUCUUCCAAGGGCGAGACUCGAUGUACUCCUUGCUCUCCAAAAACGGCUCCACUGCGAAACUUUGCGCCGUCGUGUACGACCUGGAUGCCGACAACUUUCGGACAGCGUGCCCUGCACUGCACGCGGGCACUUUCGCCGGUCUAAGACACCUCGCCAACGUCACGAUGGACCCACAACGUGCCAGCGACCUCGAGCGGCAGUCAGUGUGUCCGUAG